AUGGGCAUUUCAAGAGACAGAAGGCACAAGCACCGCAAGACGGGUGGCCGCUUCCCCAUUCAUCAAAAGAAAAGAAAAUAUGAGUUGGGGAGGCCUGCAGCAGUAACUAAACUUGGCUCGAAAAGAGUUCGGCCUGUUCGCUGCAGAGGAGGAAAUAUUAAACAUAGGGCCAUUCGUUUAGACACAGGCAACUACUGCUGGGCAAGCCAGAAAGUUGCAAGAAAGACCCGUAUCCUGAAUGUGGUUUACAACGCCUCUAACAACGAGCUCGUCCGCACAAAUACUCUCGUCAAGAACUCUAUCGUGCAUAUUGAUGCAACUCCAUUCAAAGCCUGGUUUCGCUCGUACUACGGCCUGGAUAUAGGGAAGAAGACUCAAGGAGAAGGAGAGGAGAAGCCACCGUCAAAGCACACUCUGUAUGCUCAAGAACAAAGAAGAAAUAAGGGAACACCUAAGGUUGAUCCUCUUCUAGAAGAACAAUUCAAUACUGGCCGAUUGCUUGCAUGCAUCAGCAGCAGACCCGGCCAAGUUGGGCGUGCGGAUGGUUAUAUCUUGGAGGGGGAGGAAUUGUUGUUCUAUAAGCGCCGUAUGGAUAAGAAGAAGCACAAGUAA
Molecule: messenger RNA, 612 nt
Organism: Eimeria acervulina
Lineage: Eukaryota; Apicomplexa; Conoidasida; Eucoccidiorida; Eimeriidae
Product: 40S ribosomal protein S8, putative
Exons: 4
Coding region: 1-612 (203 amino acids)
Biological process (GO): maturation of SSU-rRNA from tricistronic rRNA transcript (SSU-rRNA, 5.8S rRNA, LSU-rRNA); translation
Cellular component (GO): cytosolic small ribosomal subunit; ribosome
Molecular function (GO): structural constituent of ribosome
Source: RefSeq, a predicted model, not a curated record